AUGAAGGCACAGGCAGGGCUGUCUGUCAUCCUCAUUCUUGUACCAUCUCUAAGUGGAUUUCAGGAGGAACACAGCUUCUUGAUGUGUGGUAUGUUAAGUGUUUAUCCUCAUCCACUUAUCACAUGGAAAAUGGACAAUACACCCAUCUCUGAAAGCAAUAUGGGAGAAAUUGAAUCUUUAAGUCUUUUUUAUGUUGAUAAUAUGAUAAAAAUUACAGAAUCAAAUUUAUCUUAUAAAUGUACCAUUGAAAACUCAUUGCUGGAAUAAACAUGGAUGGGAUGGACAAUGAGAGAUGACCUUCAUAAAAUGCAAAGUGAAAAUGUUUCACUAUCAUGUGAACUUGCAAACAGUAUUUUUUUUUUUUGACUGAAUCAUGAUUUCAUAGCCAGUUGGUCUAAAGUAGAAAAAGAGACCUCCUCCAUCCUGGCUUACUUUCAGAGCUCCUCAUGAAAUAUAACUAUGUAUGAACGCUGCAUCUCCUGGAAUAAAGAGCAAAUAAACCGGAGUGACUUUUCUUUGACUUUGAAGGAUCUUAGUCUUUCAGACAAUGGGGAAUACUUAUGCAAUAUUUCUUCAAGCAAAUAUAGCUUACUCACCAUCCAAACGCUGCAUGUAGUAGGAUAUGCUGUAACAUUUGAAAAGGAAGCCCAGCCUGGCGGCGGGGGCGGGGGGGAGUUAGGAUUCCUAGAAUCUGGAUCUACUUGA
Molecule: messenger RNA, 705 nt
Organism: Nyctereutes procyonoides (raccoon dog)
Lineage: Eukaryota; Metazoa; Chordata; Mammalia; Carnivora; Canidae
Gene: HHLA2
Product: HERV-H LTR-associating 2
Source: RefSeq, a predicted model, not a curated record